GGCUCAACGGCCCCUUUAAAGCCUUGACAUCGAGAGGCGGCUCCGGUACCCCCCUUUUUCCGCCCCCGGCUCCCGAGCCGCGGCCAUGGACCCGGUGGACCAGGCCUGCCCAGCUCAGCACCUGGUUUGGGUGAGGUGACCGUUCGGGCUGCCAAAGUGAGCGUGCCAGCCUGGGUGAGAAGCAGAGACUGCCUGCCAGGGCUUCUCUCUCUUGUUACCAGGGCCUGACAUUGAAGGCCAUGGACCAACCAGCUAGAGGUCCAGGAAACACAAGGCUGACAGCUGGGGAUGAUGGGAGCAGCAUGGAGCCUGACACCUGCCAGGAGCUUCUGCACCGACUGCAGGAGCUGGAGGCAGAGAACUCAGCACUCGCCCAGGCCAAUGAGAACCAGCGGGAGACUUACGAGCGCUGUCUGGAUGAGGUUGCCAACCAUGUGGUGCAGGCACUGCUGAACCAGAAGGACCUGCGGGAGGAGUGCAUCAAGCUGAAGAAGAGGGUGUUCGACCUGGAGCGGCAGAACCAGAUGCUGAGCGCGCUGUUGCAGCAGAGGCUCCAGCUCACAGCCGGCUCCCCCGCUCAGAUCCCACUCACCCCACUCCAGCCACCAUCAGAGCCACCAGCCUCCCCAUCUCUGAGCACUGCUGAGGGACCAGCCACCUUACUGCCCCUAGGACACUGUGCUGGGCAAAGAGAGGUGUGUUGGGAACAGCAGUUGAGGCCAGGAGGCCCAGGCCCCCCCGCCACCCCACCCCCAGCGCUGGAUGCCCUGUCCCCAUUUCUUCGAAAGAAGGCCCAGAUUUUGGAGGUGCUGCGAGCCCUGGAAGAGACUGAUCCUUUGCUUCUGUGCUCACCUGCCACCCCUUGGCAGCCUCAAGGCCAAGGCCCUGGCUCCCCAGAGCCCAUCAAUGGCGAGCUAUGUGGCCCACCCCAGUCUGAGCUCUCACCCUGGGCACCCUAUCUGCUGCUUGGUUCUGGGAACCUGGGAGGCCUGCUGCACUGGGAGCGUCUCUCAGGGGGCUCAGGGGAAGAAGAAGGUUCCAGGCAGCCCUGGACUUCUAGUAGAGGCCCACCACCAGCCCAGGGCCCCAGCUCUGGCACACACUGUGCCCCAGGCAGCAGCUCCUCCUCAUCUUCUGAUGAGGCAGGUGACCCCAAUGAGGCACCCAGCCCCGACACCCUGCUAGGUGCCCUGGCCCGCAAGCAGUUGAACCUGGGCCAACUCCUUGAGGACACAGAAACUUACCUCCAGGCCUUCCUGGCUGGGGCUACAGGCCCACUCAAUGGCGACCACCCUGGUCCUGGAAAGCCAUCCUCCCCAGACCCAGGACCCCGACAGCUGUCCAAGUCCAAAGGCCUCCCGAAGUCAGCUUGGGGUGGAAGUACCCCAGAGGCCAACAAGCUGGGCUUUGGUGCUACCUCAGAGGGCCAGGGGCCCCUUCCCUUCCUCAGUAUGUUCAUGGGUACAGGGGAUGUCCCACUGGGAUCACAGCCUGGCCACCCCCACUCUUCAUCUCAGGUGAAAAGCAAGCUCCAAAUUGGGCCCCCUUCUCCAGGGGAAGCCCAGGGACCCCUUCUACCCUCUCCAGCCAGAGGUCUCAAGUUCCUCAAACUGCCUCCGGCCUCAGAGAGGGUCCCCAGUCCAGGAGGCCCCCAGCUCAGCCCCCAGCUCCCCCGAAAUUCUCGAAUCCCUUGUCGUAACAGUGGUUCAGAUGGCAGCCCCUCCCCACUGCUGGCCCGCAGGGGUCUAGGUGGCGGAGAGCUGUCCCCAGAGGGAGCACGCGGCCUCCCCAGUAGCCCUUCUCCCUGCUCCACAAUCCCAGAUGCUGUGCAGCUCAGAACCCCCCAGACAGCCUCGUCCACUACACUGUCUCCCAGACCAGUAGUGUCUCCCUGCUACGAGAACAUCCUGGACCUUUCCCGGAACACCUUUAGGGGGUCCUCCCCAGAGCCACCUCCAUCCCCGCUGCAGGUGCCCACCUACCCACAACUGGCUCUGGAGGUACCUCAGGGGCCUGAGGUCCUCAGGAGCCCUGGAGCCCCCGGUCCUUGUCUCCCAGAAUCCUGUCCUUAUGGGAGCCCCCAGGAGAAGAGUCUAGACAAGACUGGCUUGGAAUCUCCGCACCCCAGUCGCAGGACCCCAGGCAAUUCAUCCAAGAAGCCUGGUCAGGGGUCCGGGCGGCGACCUGGGGAUCCUAGCUACACACCGCUGCGGGACAGACUGGCAGCCCUAGGAAAACUGAAGACAGGCCCAGAGGGGCCCCUGGGCCAAGAAAAGAAUGGGGUGCCAGCCAGGCCUGGCACUGAGAAGGUUCGGGGAGUGGGGAGAUCAGUUGAGAGUACUGGAGACAUGAUACCCCCCACCAACAAACCCCUUGAGCAGCCAGAAGCUAAGGGAGUCCUUCGGGGAGCAGUGGCCUUAGGCACAAGCAGCCUGAAGCAGCAGGAACCUGGACUUGGAGAUCCUGGGACCCGAGUCUACUCUUCCCACUCCAUGGGGGCUCGAGUGGACCUGGAGCCUGUCUCACCAAGGAGCUGCCUCACCAAAGUGGAGCUGGCCAAGAGCCGGCUGGCAGGGGCCCUGUGUCCCCAGAUGCCCCGGGCCCCUGCAAAAGUGCCAUCCUCAGGCCCUAGCCUGGGCAAGCCCAACAAAAGCCCUCACAGCAGUCCAACAAAACUACCCUCCAAGUCACCCACCAAGGUGGUACCCCGGGCUGGGGUCCCCCCAGGCACCAAGGAGCCUCCCAAGCCUGAUAAGGGGAAGGGCCCACCGUGGGCAGACUGUGCCAGUACACUGGGCCAGCCUACAUCCCCAGUACCUGGUCCCACCGAUCCAAUCCAGGGCCCUGAGGGGUCAGCCCCACAUUCAGCUAUUGAGGAGAAGGUGAUGAAGGGCAUUGAGGAGAACGUGUUGCGCCUCCAGGGCCAGGAGCGGGCACCAGGCUCUGAAGCCAAGCAUCGCAACACCAGCAGCAUCGCCAGUUGGUUUGGCCUUAAAAAGAGCAAAUUACCAGCGCUGAACCGCCGCACCGAGGCUACCAAGAACAAGGAAGGAGCUGGCGGGGGCUCCCCACUGCGGAAGGAGAUCAAGACAGAAACCCGGAAGCUGGAGGCAGAGAGCCUCAACAUCUCCAAGCUUAUGGCCAAGGCUGAAGACCUACGCCGAGCACUGGAGGAAGAGAAGGCCUAUCUGAGCAGCAGGGCUCGACCACAACCUGGGGGCCCAGCCACAGUGCCCAGCCCAGGGUUGGGGCAGGUGCAGGGUCAGCUAGCUGGCAUGUAUCAGGGUGCAGACACCUUCAUGCAACAGCUACUCAACAGGGUGGAUGGCAAGGAGCUGCCACCCAAGAGCUGGCGGGACCCCAAACCUGAGUAUGGCGACUUCCAGCCAGUGUCCACUGACACUAAGAGCCCCUGGCCAGCCUGUGGGCCCCGGAAUGGCUUGGUGGGUCCACUUCAGGGCUGUGGAAAGCCUUCUGGAAAGCCCAGCAGCGAGCCAGGCAGGCAGGAAGAGAUGCCCUCAGAGGAUAGCCUGACUGAGCCAGUUCCCACCUCACACUUCACAGCCUGUAGUUCCUUGACAAGGACCUUGGACAGUGGCAUUGGGACCUUCCCGCCCCCGGAUCAUGGCAGCAAUGGAACUCCCAGCAAGAAUCUUCCCAAGAGCAAGUCACCACGGCUGGAGCCCCCACCAGGGGUGCCCCCAGCUCGGCCUCCAGCCCUUACCAAAGUCCCCCGCCGUGCCCACACUCUGGAGCGGGAGGUGCCAGGCAUAGAGGAGCUGCUGGUGAGUGAGCGGCACCCCAGCAUGCCAGCCUUUCCUGGGUUGUUCACUGCUCCUCCAGGCCACCGAGGCCAUCAGACCUGUCCCGAUGAUCCCUGUGAAGACCCAGGUCCUCCCCCACCCAUCCAGCUAGCCAAGAACUGGACCUUCCCCAACACCAGAGCAGCCAGCAGCUCCAAUGACCCCUUCCUGUGCCCAACCCGACAACUGGAGGGGCUGCCUAGGACCCCCACGGCCCUGCCCAUGGACCGCAAGCGGGACCUGGAACCCAGCCACACAUCUUCUACGCCUCAGGUCCCAGCAUUUGGAGGCAGUCGCACCCCUAGUACUUCAGACAUGGGCGAGGAAGGCAGAGUGGCCAGUGGGGGUGCUCAUGGACUGGAGACCUCAGAGUCCCUUAGUGACUCGCUCUAUGACUCACUGUCCUCCUGUGGGAGUCAGGGCUGAGGGGCUGUGUCCACUGCAGUCCCUCUGGAACUAGGGACCCCAGACUGGACCCGUGCUCAUGCCCCACGACUUGGAGCCAGCUAGUGGGGCUUGACCUGAAGGGACCAAGGAGAAAAGUGACUAAGAAGGUGACAGGGGUCCCUGGAGUACCCCACUGCUUCUGCGGAUGAGAUGACCAUGCUCCGCUCAGGGAGAGACCCCACCCCUGGUCCCUUCGCUUACUGAGAAUAAGGCUCUUCUCUAAGGGACUGGAGGCUCCAGGCCGCUUUGUCCCAGCUCCCACUUCAGGCUGAGCCAUCUUGUGGUGCUGGGCUUCCUGCCCACCAGCUGUGCCAUCUCUGCCCAACCUGGCUGCAACCCUGCCCCGAAGCCCCCAUGGGGCCAUUCUGGAGACCCCGUGCUUGUGGAGUUGGGGGUGAGGGGGACAAGUUGCCUUCUCUCUCUUCCCUGGUCCUCCCUGCUGUCUGAAUGGUGCUGCCCUCUUCACCCCAUGUCUUUGGGGUCUGUUUGUCUUUGCAUUU
Molecule: messenger RNA, 4750 nt
Organism: Nannospalax galili (Upper Galilee mountains blind mole rat)
Lineage: Eukaryota; Metazoa; Chordata; Mammalia; Rodentia; Spalacidae
Gene: Nckap5l
Product: NCK associated protein 5 like
Exons: 13
Coding region: 240-4229 (1329 amino acids)
Biological process (GO): microtubule depolymerization; microtubule bundle formation
Cellular component (GO): microtubule plus-end
Source: RefSeq, a predicted model, not a curated record